This is a messenger RNA of Malassezia japonica, 1182 nucleotides long. RefSeq lists its product as uncharacterized. The record is from RefSeq and is a predicted model, not a curated record. Lineage: Eukaryota; Fungi; Basidiomycota; Malasseziomycetes; Malasseziales; Malasseziaceae. Gene Ontology annotation, molecular function: DNA binding, bending. The coding region runs from base 1 to 1182 and encodes 393 amino acids. The transcript has a single exon.
AUGAGCUUCGGCGCGCCGGCGCCCGGUAUGCCGGCCAUGCCGGGCAUGUCGAUGCCCAUGUACGGCUACGGCAUGCCGCGGCCGAUGCCCGGGGGCAUGCCGGGACUCACAUCACAGACCAUGUCAAGCACGAACCCGAUGCUGGGGGGCGCCGACGUCGGCGUGCCCGGCAACUUUGCCAAUGUCCCCAUGUCCUAUCCCCAGUUUACCAACGGCAUGAUGUUUCCCGGUAUUCCGGCUACGGGCCUCCCUGCCGCAAUGAACCCCAAUGCCGCGUCGCCGUUCCCUGCGCCCGGCGCGCCUGGCAUGCCGGGCGCGAUGGGCGUCGGCAAAGCCAAGAAGCAACUCGGCCGUCCCCGCAAGUACCCCGUCUCGGAGGUGCCCGACAUGCGCUUUGCGCAAUUUGGUCAGCCCGAAGCGUCACGCAAGAAGGAGCCUGCGCCGGUGCCGCAGCUCAAGUCGCGUCUUAAGCCGCCGAAGCAGUCGCCGUCCGCAUGGCAAAUCUUUUUUACCGAGGAGCUGCAAAAGAUCAAGGCUGCGUCGCCCGAAGAGCGCCUCAAUGUUGCGCACGUCGCCAAGGAUGCGGGCCUGCGGUAUGCCGCGCUGCCCGAGAGCGAGCGGCAAAAGUUCCAGGAGCGCAGCCAAGAGGCCAAGGAGCAGUACGAGAAGGAUCUCGCAGCGUGGCGGGCAAAGUUGACGCCCGACGACAUCCGCCACGAGAACAUGUUUCGCUCUGCGCAGCGCAAGUUGGGCAAAUCGCGCCGUGGUAACCUCAAGGACCCCAACGCCCCCAAGAAGCCGCUCUCGGCCUACUUUCUGUUCCUGCGCACGAUCCGCACGGACCCCGAGAUGUCGAAAGAAGUGCUGGAAGGCGAGCACGAGACGACCAAGCAGAGCGUACUGGCGGCGGCCAAGUGGCGCACGCUCAGCGACGAGGAGAAGCAGCCCUACCUCGACCAAGCCGACAAAGACAAGGCUGAGUACGAGCGCUUGCGGCGCGAGUACGAGGAGUCGCGCGGCAUCACGCGCCCCAGCACCUCGCACACGCCUGCCCAUGCGGCGCAUGACGACGAGCCGCCGUCGAGCGUCGGCUUUGAUGCCGAACACGGCGAGCUAGACGACUUGGGCGAUGCAAAGCAUCCAUUCUCCUUGGGCCAGCCCGAAGCGGCACAAGUGUUGUAA